CACCCAAUAGGAUUAGUCUCUAAUCAGCGCUUCAGCACUGGUCGGUGUCAGCUCGACAGCUAUAAGAUAGAACAUGACUGCUCCACUAUGCGUUUACCGUCCUUCGUCCCUCCGUUUGCUCCCUUUCACAAAGUUACUGUAUUUGCGCUGGUAGAUCAUUAAGCAAUGAUCGACUUAAGAUUUGAAUUCAAGGCCCUAGGAGCAUUGGUCGCUCUCGUUCUAGCAGGCAGUUUCCUCCGCACUAAGAUACGAUCAAGGUCACGCUUGCCUCUUCCUCCUGGACCCCCUGGACACUGGCUGUUUGGAAACGCUAUACCAAGAGCCAACCAAUCUCAACGUUUUGCUGAAUGGAUUAAUACCUACGGAUCCAUUAUCUCGCUUCGAGUCGGGCCCAAGGUCAUGGUCAUCAUUGGCAGAUAUCAGGAAUCCGUUGACAUAAUGGAGAAAGAAGGUGGUCUACUAGCAGACCGCCCCCGUGCAGUUGCAGCAGGAGAGAUUCUAUCUCGCGGGCUGCGUCUGAUCCUUGCACCCGCAGGAGAGCAGUUCCGGAGACUUCGCAAGUUGUGUAAUAUCUUCUCUUCGCGACCACUUAACUGAAGUUAUAUUAUCCAGGGCCGCACACACUCACCUUCAAGCGAAGGCCGCAGAAUCCUAUGCGCCCAUCCAAAUGAAUGCCGCCCGUGA
Suillus subaureus is the source of this 684-nucleotide messenger RNA. RefSeq lists its product as uncharacterized. The record is from RefSeq and is a predicted model, not a curated record. The coding region runs from base 166 to 597 and encodes 143 amino acids. The transcript is spliced from 3 exons. Gene Ontology annotation, molecular function: monooxygenase activity; iron ion binding; heme binding. Lineage: Eukaryota; Fungi; Basidiomycota; Agaricomycetes; Boletales; Suillaceae.